Messenger RNA from Microplitis demolitor, 2553 nucleotides. RefSeq names its product vitamin K-dependent gamma-carboxylase (gene GC). Gene Ontology annotation, biological process: peptidyl-glutamic acid carboxylation. Gene Ontology annotation, molecular function: vitamin binding; gamma-glutamyl carboxylase activity. The transcript is spliced from 4 exons. Bases 115 to 2376 code for a protein of 753 amino acids. NCBI's taxonomy places the organism in Eukaryota, Metazoa, Arthropoda, Insecta, Hymenoptera, Braconidae. The record is from RefSeq and is a predicted model, not a curated record.
AGACGGCUCCAGACGAUACCAUACCAUAGUUAGUUUUUAAACAUUCACUAUAUCGCCGUGUCCGAUUAUUUGCUUUCGUAAAUUGAAGUGUAUCCAGAUAUCUAUGAAUAAAUUAUGACAAAAAAAACUAAAAUCCUUGGCGUUAAGGAAAAAAAAUCAGCUGAACAAAUACAGCGAAAUGAAAAUUCGAAUGAAGAAACAGAAGUAAAAAAUGUUAAUUAUUAUGAGAAAGUUAAAGACGUAAUUAAAAAUAAAUUUGUUUUGUUUAAAGAUAAAUUUGAAAAUUGUUGCGGGUUUAGUUGGAGUGAUCUGAAGAGUUUUGACAAUUUUGUGAGACUUUUGUACCGGCCAACGGACCCUGCGAGUCUUGGAGUCGCUCGCGCGUUAUUUGGAUUAUGUAUGGUACUGGAUGUAGUUGAAGAACGAGGUUUAGCAGAUAUAGACUUGAAAUGGGGAGAUCCAUACAGCUGUCAUUUUCCUUUAAUACACGGAAUGCAACCACUAAGUUUACCCUGGAUGAUCCUUCUAUUCACAGUAAUGUGGCUCGGAGCCUUUGGAAUCAUGCUCGGGUUCUGCUUCAAGCUCGCCUGCGCCUGCUUCCUCAUUCCCUACUGGUACAUAUUUCUUCUAGACAAAAGUUUCUGGAAUAAUCACAGCUAUCUUUAUGGAGUUGUAACACUGUUGCUGUGGGGAACCCAAGCCAAUCGAUACUUCUCCCUCGACGCGGUGGUUUACAAACAAAACGAAGACCAAAAUCAAAACCAAUCAAUUCCUCUCUGGAAUUACUUCAUAAUAAAAUUCCAAUUCUUCGCGCUGUAUUUCUUAGCCGGACUGAAGAAAUCAAGCAAAGAAUGGUUGGAUGGUUACUCAAUGACCAACUUAUCAGAACACUGGGUGUUCGACCCCUUCAAAAUGUUCCUCACAACCGAGCAAACGGAUUUUUUUAUCGUCCACUGGUUUGGAUUUAUCUUCGACCUCACCGUCGGCUUCUGGAUGCUCUUCGACAAGACAAGAAUUCCCGCAAUGAUUUUCUGCACAGCUUUUCAUUUAAUGAACUCAAGACUCUUCAGUAUUGGGAUGUUUCCUUAUGUUUGUUUAGCGACGAUGCCACUUUUCUGUCGCGUUGACUGGCCAAGAAAAUUUAUCAAAAAAUUCAAAAUAUCGUCAAUUAAUGGAGAAUGUGAUUCUAGUUCAUCUAAUCAAAAUAAUGGUACAAAUUUUGCAACUGAUCAUCAAAAAAAUGAAGACAAAUUUACAUCUGAUGGGAAUAUGUUCCGUGAAAAUGAAACUGAAAACUCGGGAUCAAAAAUUUCUGGACUAAAUUUAGAAGUGAAAAAUUUUAAACCAACAAAGAAACAAAAAUUUGUUGUCUCCUUAUUACUGGUCCAUAUUUUUCUACAAUUUUUCUUACCAUACUCGCAUUUCAUUACAAAGGGCUACAACAACUGGACACCUGGUCUGUAUGGAUAUUCUUGGGACAUGAUGGUCCAUUCCUGGGACACGGUACUGAUUGUAGUUCGCGUCCACGAUAAUGAAAAAAAUGAAGACCACUUUGUAGACCCCCGUGCCUGGGUCCAGAAUGACAAGUGGUCAAAACACGGGGACAUGGCGAUCCAGUACGCGCAGUGUCUGAAAAAUAAUCUGCUUCGCAGAAAGAAGGAAGUUCUGAAGACCGCUUAUGGUAAAAACUCGGGAAGCUUAAGGGAGUGGUCGCAGAUUUCCAAUAAUCUGAGUAUUUAUAUUGAUGUCCGCUGCUCAUUGAACGGGAGAUUCCAGCAGCGAAUUUUCAACCCGGAUGUAGACAUGCUGACAGUAGACUGGCAUCCCUUCAAGCCCGUCAGUUUUCUCAUGCCUCUUUUGACGCAAUUGAGCUCUUAUAGAAAAAAAAUGGACGAAAUAACGAGACACGUUUAUUCCUGGUCUAAUUUUACUGAUGUGUUUUUCGUCGCGGAUUACCCGGGAAUGAUGUUAGAAAAUUAUUUCAGUGAGGACUUUAGCAACAUUUCGUUGACAAUUUUAGAAGGAGAAGUUACUUAUGUUGAUGAAGAUUCUACGGACAAAGUUACGCUCACUAAAGAUCGCAGUGUAUCGGUUUCUUGUGGUAAAUUACAUGAAGUAACUACUACUAGUGCUUAUCCAUCUUGUUAUAUGUAUACUUAUACAAAUCAAUCUAGAGAAAAUUUGGAAAUUAUUCAUAAAAAUCCUGAACCACCAAGACGACGAUCUGGAUUCCCCAUCAUGAAAGAAAUUCGAUACAAAAUAAAUGCCUGGUGGCGCGCAUUCGGACACAUUGCCAACGCAUUCUUCUAUCUUGCAUACGAUGUUCCAAUGCUUCGAAGAGUUCCUCGGGCACUUAAUUAUUACGAGUAUGAUUAAUAAUAAUAUACUCAUAGCCGACACUCGAACCUACGUAACAAGACACCACACUGAUAUUACAAUUAUUAUUAUUGUUAUUAUUAUUAAUAUUAUUGUUAUUAUUAUUAAUUGAUUUGAUUUAUUUAAAAAUGUUUAUAGAAAAAAAAACUGUGAUUAAUAUAUGUAGAUUAUAUCUAA